Messenger RNA from Leptidea sinapis, 1752 nucleotides. RefSeq names its product alpha-1,3/1,6-mannosyltransferase ALG2-like (gene Alg2). Gene Ontology annotation, molecular function: alpha-1,3-mannosyltransferase activity; GDP-Man:Man(1)GlcNAc(2)-PP-Dol alpha-1,3-mannosyltransferase activity. The record is from RefSeq and is a predicted model, not a curated record. The coding region runs from base 145 to 1410 and encodes 421 amino acids. Lineage: Eukaryota; Metazoa; Arthropoda; Insecta; Lepidoptera; Pieridae. The transcript has a single exon.
UGGCAGGCGUGUUUGUGUUUAGAAAAAUAAUUAAAAAAAUGUUUUAAUCUUGAAAUUUGAAUUUGAAAGGUAGGUUAUGUAAAAUCUAUAUCUUUAGGUCUUAUUUUCCUUGAAGAUUGAGUGCUAGAACCUACCCUGCAAGUCAUGGUUAGGAUAAUAUUCUUACACCCCGAUCUUGGCAUUGGAGGAGCGGAGCGUCUAGUGCUUGAUGCGGCUUUAGCUUUUAAAUCAAAAGGUCAUGAUGUUGCAUUCUACACGAAUCAUCACGAUACUUCACAUUGUUUCGCAGAAACCAGGAAUGGUACUUUCCCAGUUACAGUAAUUGGAGACUGGAUACCUCGAUCUAUAUUCGGAAAAUUCAAGGCAGCCUGCGCGUAUGCGCGAAUGGUCUAUGCAGCUAUAUAUUUGGCUUGGUAUGUUAUUCCAGUUGAAGAGCCAACAUUAAUAUUUUGCGAUCUUAUAUCUCUCUGCAUUCCAUUUUUGAAGUUGGCAAGAGGACCAUUCAGGGUUGUUUUUUAUUGUCACCAUCCAGAUAAAUUGCUUACAUCAGAAGGAGGCUUUUUGAAAAAGAUAUAUAGGGCUCCACUGAACUGGUUAGAAGAAUUGACUACAGCACAUGCUGAUAAAGUAUUAGUCAACAGUAAAUACACUGCUAGAGUAUAUCAGGAUGCAUUCCAGAAAAUAAAAGAUGUCCCUGACAUUUGUUACCCUUCAAUCAAUACAGAGUUUUUCAGAAAUGCUGCACCAAAACCUCUUAAAGAAAUUGUGCCAGUUGGAACUGAUAAAUUUAUUUUCCUCUCCAUUAAUAGAUAUGAAAGGAAGAAAAAUUUACAGCUUGCCUUAAGAGCAUUAGAAAAUUUAAAGAGUAAAAUAACUUCUGAGGAUUAUAAUAGAGUCCAUUUAAUUAUGGCAGGUGGUUUUGACCCUAUAAAUUUGGAAAACAUGGAGCAUUACAUGGAACUUACAGAUUUAUGUGUAGAGCUGGGUAUUGAUGAUAAGGUAACAUUUAUGAAGUCGCCAAAAGAUAUUGAAAAAGUAUCAUUAUUGUACAAUUGUAAUGCUCUCAUUUACACACCAUCAAAUGAACAUUUUGGAAUUGUGCCACUUGAAGCCAUGUACUACAGUAAGCCAGUUAUAGCUGUUAACAGCGGUGGGCCUACAGAAACUAUAGUCAACAAUGUUACAGGUUUCUUGUGUGAAGCAAAUGCAGAUGAAUUUUCUGCUGCUAUGUCCAAGCUUAUUCUCAACCCCGACAUGGGCCAUAGAUUGGGUGAAGCUGGCAGAAAGAGGUUUGACACAAAGUUUUCAUUUGAUGCAUUCGCUGAACAGUUAGAUGGCAUAUUGAACAGAGAAAGGCAAAUAAUUUUUGAGGCACAAGUGAUUGAAAUUGUGCCGAAAAAGAAAAAAUAGCACAGAGCUGACACUCCUACAAUAAGUGAUAUUGUAUAGAGUGUUCUUUAACAUGAAAGUGAAUUGCAUUCAAAUUUUCAACUAAAUUUGAUCUCAAAUUAUAACCUGUGUUUCAUAAAUAAUUUCCUUUAGUGUAGUAUAAAUUUAUAUUCCCAUUUUAACUCCAUUUUCAAAAGUAAAACCUUCUUCUUCAAUACAGCUUCAUGCUGCAUGUCAAGUCUAAAAUAAGUUUAAAUUUGCUAAUCAAAUAAUAAUUUUGUUUUUCUGAUAAAUCAAUAAUAUACAUGAUAUCAUUUUGACUCUUUUCUUAUGUUUAUUAAACUUGCAAAAUUUUUGUGAGUA